UACCGGCAGCUCUUGAGAUGUGCCGGUGCGCGAGGAGAAGUCACGGCGCGCCGACAGAGCUCAGGUGAUUUCCGCAUGAGGGACUUUGGGAGGAGGGUGGUCAAAGUUCUACGUCCAAAGUCAAUAAACAGCCAGAGUCGUAAGAUGAAGGACCCUGUGAGCACCUGCUCUUACAACCUUUUGUACCAACAUGUGAAGCGAUUUUCCAAAAACGGAGAGUACUUCUUCAAAGAGCUUAUGACAGUUUUCCAGCAAAGGGCUGAGCUGGAACAUACUUAUGCCAAAGGACUACAAAAACUUGCCGGCAAACUUAUCAAGGCGUCGAAAGGAAUGUCAAACAAUUCCACCUACACUGCAUGGUGUCAUGUGUCAGAUGAGAUGUACUCAACAGCAGACACACACAGAACACUGGGAAAUGCGUUCCAGCAAGAAGCUGUUUUGGAGUUACGGCAAGUCUUGGAUGAGCACAACAAGAGGAAAAGGCCUAUAAAGAAGAAGUUGGUUGGGAUAACAAGAGAACAUGAGGCUCUAUUCAAUUUUGUUGAGAACAACAGGCAAAUUUGCACUGAGAAAGAGAAACAAAAGAUGCUUAACAGGCUCACUAAGUCUGCGGAGACUCAGGUGCGAGUAGACGAGGAGUACUUUAAUAUCAACAUGGAAGGCCAUCACUUCAGACUGAAGUGGGAAAACACGUUGAAAAACUGUUACCAGAUCAUCCAGGACCUGGAGAAGCAGAGGAUCGAGGUUUUGUGCAACAUCCUGACUAGAUACAACCUCCACAUGUCCAGCUUUGUACAGACUCUCAUACAUGGCCAAAGGCAGAUAGAGCAGGCAGUCCAAAGGGUCGACGUGGAGAAAGACAUACAAAGCCUGGUACAGGAAAUCAGAAUCACAACUGAGGAUAACAAAGCAGAGUUUUUAAUGACCGAUUAUUUGGAGGAAGACAGCAAGUCACUGAUGGGAAAAGACAGACGAAGGGAGGCCAUAAAAGUCAAACUCCAGCGGCUGGAUGACAGUAUCACAAAAACAAAGAAGGACUGUGAAGGGCUUGAGAAACUGAUGAAAUCCUACUCUGACAAUCCAUCAUUUUCAAACCAAAAGAACCUUGAAGAAACCGAACAGCUGCUUGACGAGACCACUCUUAAACUGGAUCUUCUGGAGGCGACUCAUUACAAACUCUCCCUAUCACUGUCCGAAUUAGACGGAAAACCCAAGACAUCGUAUCGAUUCAGUGACAGUAUUACAAAAUGGAAAGACAAGGACUGUGAGCACAGUGUUGUUCAACUUACCCGCCCAGUCAAAAUCAGGAAGACGCCUUUCAAAUCCCGUCAGUCACUGAGAGCUUCAAUCAUUUAUAAGGGACCUGCAAACUCUGUGGUAGCACCACCUGUGGGUCCUUCAUUCUGCUCCACCGCCCCAGUCUCUUCUGCCGCCUCGACCACAGACCCGGCAGCUGAGGAGUCUGCCGGGGCUCUUAAUGGAGACACAUCUACAAGUGAUGACAAUGGCAAAGGGCAAGGUCAAACAAGCGGAGAGUGGCUCAGUAUAGGAAGAUGCAAGGCCCUGUAUGACUUCACAUCGAAACAAGAUGACGAGUUAAAUUUAAAAGAAGGGGAUCUUCUUGAUAUCUACCAAAAGGAGGACAGUGGUUGGUGGUUCGGCAUUCUUAAUGGGAAGACGGGCCAUUUCCCAUCAACCUACGUCGAGGAACUACCCGUUUUAAGUAGUCAAGUCAUCUGA
This is a messenger RNA of Lampris incognitus (smalleye Pacific opah), 1740 nucleotides long. RefSeq names its product nitric oxide synthase trafficking (gene nostrin). The transcript is spliced from 16 exons. The record is from RefSeq and is a predicted model, not a curated record. NCBI's taxonomy places the organism in Eukaryota, Metazoa, Chordata, Actinopteri, Lampriformes, Lampridae. Gene Ontology annotation, molecular function: protein binding. Gene Ontology annotation, biological process: signal transduction. Gene Ontology annotation, cellular component: cytoplasm; plasma membrane. Bases 76 to 1740 code for a protein of 554 amino acids.